Messenger RNA from Lemur catta (Ring-tailed lemur), 5848 nucleotides. It is a transcript of the gene BPNT2, whose product is annotated as 3'(2'), 5'-bisphosphate nucleotidase 2. The record is from RefSeq and is a predicted model, not a curated record. The transcript has 5 exons. Gene Ontology annotation, cellular component: endomembrane system. Bases 262 to 1341 code for a protein of 359 amino acids. Gene Ontology annotation, molecular function: 3'-nucleotidase activity. Gene Ontology annotation, biological process: skeletal system development; phosphatidylinositol phosphate biosynthetic process. NCBI's taxonomy places the organism in Eukaryota, Metazoa, Chordata, Mammalia, Primates, Lemuridae.
CGCGGCCGUUGGCUAACGUGGAAGUCGGAUCCGCCGGCCGGCAGAGGAGCCGGGGCUGUGCCGCCCGGGUGGUCUGGCGCGCGGGGCUGCAGCGGUGGUCUUCGCGGCGCAGCUCGGCCUUUCCUGGGAGGGAGUGAUGGGGCGCACGGGCGCCGGAGAGCGGCCGCCGGUGUAGCCCGCGCGGCGCCCGGCCCGGAGCGCGGCGGCGGGCGCGGGGAGGCCUGUGAGGGCCGCUGCCCCGAGCGCCCGGCCUCCCGCGCCAUGGCCCCUAUGGGCAUCCGCCUGUCCCCGCUGGGGGUGGCCGUGUUUUGCCUGCUGGGACUCGGCGUGCUGUACCACCUCUACUCGGGCUUCCUGGCCGGCCGCUUCAGCCUCUUCGGCCUGGGCGGCGAGCCGAGUGGUGGCGCGGCGGGCCCCGCCGCCGCGGCCGACGGGGGUACCGUGGACUUGCGCGAGAUGCUGGCUGUGUCCGUGCUGGCCGCGGUGCGCGGCGGCGACGAGGUGAGGCGAGUCCGAGAGAGCAACGUUCUCCACGAGAAGUCCAAGGGGAAGACGCGCGAAGGAGCCGAGGACAAGAUGACCAGCGGCGACGUAUUGUCCAACCGCAAGAUGUUCUACCUGCUCAAGACCGCCUUCCCCAGCGUGCAGAUAAAUACUGAAGAACAUGUGGAUGCAGCUGAUCAGGAGGUUAUCUUAUGGGAUCAUAAGAUUCCUGAGGAUAUCCUGAAGGAAGUGUCUACCCCUAAAGAGGUACCAGCAGAAAGUGUUACUGUCUGGAUUGACCCACUUGAUGCUACACAGGAAUAUACAGAGGAUCUUCGGAAGUACGUCACUACCAUGGUGUGUGUGGCUGUAAAUGGUAAACCUGUGCUAGGAGUUAUACAUAAGCCAUUUUCUGAAUAUACAGCUUGGGCAAUGGUAGACGGCGGUUCAAAUGUGAAAGCCCGCUCUUCAUACAAUGAGAAGACCCCAAAGAUCGUCGUGUCUCGCUCCCAUUCAGGGAUGGUCAAACAGGUUGCUCUUCAGACUUUUGGAAACCAGAGUACAAUUAUCCCAGCUGGUGGUGCUGGUUAUAAAGUUUUAGCACUCUUGGAUGUGCCUGAUAAGAGUCAAGAAAAAGCUGAUCUAUAUAUCCAUGUGACAUAUAUCAAAAAGUGGGAUAUAUGUGCUGGCAAUGCCAUCUUAAAAGCCCUGGGGGGGCAUAUGACUACCCUGAGUGGUGAAGAAAUCAGUUAUACCGGUUCAGACGGCAUUGAAGGCGGACUCCUCGCUAGUAUCAGAAUGAACCACCAGGCUCUGGUCAGAAAACUCCCCGAUCUAGAAAAGACAGGACAUAAAUAAGCUUAACUGAUUACUGGGUGCCACUCUUUCAGAGCAGAAAUGGUUAGCCUGAAAUGCUGGAAGCUUCAAAGGAUCGGUGGAGACUAUGCACGGUUAAGGCCAUCCCAAACUUUUUAAAGUAUUUAUGAAGCAUCAGAGACUUAUUUUCCCUAUAAUAGGAUGCAAGAUCAGGGAAAAUGGGUUGCUUCGUGUCUCAAGUAUUGUCUUUAUUUUUGAGACUAUUUUCCUACAGUUGUCAUACACAAGCGCAUAUAUAUAUUUGUGAAUUAAAGUCUAUAGCUAAGUCUACGCUGUUAUGAGUCACCAUUUUCACACAACAUCAUGAAUCUUCACUAUUUGUUAGUACUUUCAUAUAGAAUUGGGCUGAAGGAAAGAUUGAAUUUGUGUAGAUGUUUAACUUUAUAAUUAUAUCUCACUGAAAAUAAAGUAAUUGGGGAUUUUUACCUUUAGUUUGGAUGGAAAGCACAAGAAGCCACACAUUUAUUAAUAUGCAACACAGGUUGUAUUUAUGUUACUGAAUAUUCUAUGUAUUGAAAUAGAGAAGAUUUAAAUUGGCUUUUUCUUUGAAAAUUUAAUAACAGGUUCACCAGCUAGUAGAAAACAUAUCACGAGUUUGCAUUGUAAUCAUAAUUUCUCUAUGUGUGUGUGUGAGUGUGUGUGUUUUGUUCUUAUAAAAAUUGUGUUUGUGCCCAUUGGUUCAACAUUUAUGCCAUCUUGAUGUUGAUUUUCAUUUUCCCUGUGGAAGAAGCAUGGUUCCAUCCUUUCUCCUCUCACCAACAUUUUAGUCUUUAAGUUGUAAGCUUUGGUUUAAGGUUUCAAGUUUAGCACUAUGAUUUGGUACAUUUUUCUCAUUCAGGAUAAAAUAUGCUAUAAGACACUAUAAGAAUAUAAACGAUUCUAUUAUGAUUGAAAGUUAUUUGACAUAUGAAUUGAACUAGCUUUCAUUAUUUUCAAAAACUUUGUUAUAGUAAUUUUUUUUAAAUGUGCCAGGUUUAUAUAUAGAAGAUUUUUUCAUUAUCAAGAAUGAGUAUGGUUGCUCAUAUUUUGCCAUGAUUGCUUUUACUAUUAUUAAUAAUAAAUGUAUCUAACCUUACCGAACUAUUAAAGUAGUAACUUUGAAAUACUCUAUAUUCCCUUCAUAUUAAAAUAAUGAAGGUUAAAGUUACUUUUUGAUGAAAUUUUUUCUAUUCAGCCUCAGAAUCUGUUUGGAAAAAAGGUUGUGACAUAUUUAUUGUGUCACCAUAACUAGAAUAUUGCUUUGUGAACCAUCUUUCAUUGGGAUGUGUGGUUUCUCUCAGUGUGAUAUCUGGAAACUUCAUGUAAACAAUCACAUUAUUUCAUAUGACUUCAGUGCCCUUGUAUUCCAUAGCACACUAAAGAGAGAGCUUUCUCGUGGUCUUGGUGUAUCUGUCUCUCUGUCUCUCUCCCCAGGCCCCCCCCAUUCAUUUUCCUAUCUUGGAGGUAAAAUUCAAAGAAUGUACGUUCUAGCCUGAUUGAAUGCACAUACUUUAGGUUUGUAUGUUACAUUGUACAAAGCCCUUUAAUUCAUCAUUAGUAAACUGAAUCUAGUAUGAUACAGAAGUUUUUACCCAAUCUGUAGCAACUGUCACAAAUUUGGUAAGGUAGUGGGCCUCAUUAAAUAGGUCUUUUUGUUGUUCAGUGAAAAUUUAUUCAAAGUUUGGGUAGUUGGAACACUUGAUACUUAAACAGGACUUGGGAAUUUUGAAAAUAAUAUCAGUAGUGGGCCUCAUUUAGAUAGGUCUUUUUUUUGUUCAGUGAAAAUUUAUUCAAAGUUUGGGUAGUUGGAACACUUGAUACUUAAACAGGACUUGGGAAUUUUGAAAAUAAUAUCAAAAACCUCAUCUUUUUUACUUUGCAAUAAGUUGAGGAAACCUUUUAUUCCUCAGGAGAGAUGGCAAAGGCAUAUACCAUUGUCAGAGUCCUGUGGUGUAAGCAUUUAAUUGUAGUAUGUCAAGAGUUAGAGAAAUGGGACUGGCAAAUAGAAAAUGGAAUUUAAUUGAAUUUUUUCAAUGUUAUAUGGAAACUUUAUGAUUUUGUGGAAACAAAACCAUAUUAGCAAGCAUGAUUCUUUUAGUUUUAAUUUUAUUAAUCUGCAGAUAGAUGACGACUUUGUGAAGGAUGUGUAUUGUGUGCAAAAAUUAAGGUAUUGGCUGAGAGUUAAAUACAUUAUUUUUCUAAUUUGUUAGGUAUAGUCUAGUUACUAAUUUAAGUGCUUUUAUAGAAAGUUCAUUUUUUAAAAUUUUGUUUCUAAAAACCAAUAUACAUUGCAGAACUAGUGUAAGUACAAGGAACAGUAUUUAUAUUUAUUUAUAUGAGACAUUAUUGUGCCAGAACAUACCAGUAAAACACCUUCUGAACGAGGCAUGUAAUAUUUCCCAGAAUUAUAUGAAAUUAUUUCUAAAUAGCAAAAUAAGUAUAGUUUAUUUUUAGUGAUCUAUACCUCCCCAACUCCUGGCCUUCUCUUUUCUUCAUCUUUGCCCUUAUUUAAAGGAAGAUUUUCCCUUAACAUUGAGUUUUAUGUGUCACAUUUAGUAGAAGCAGUGACAUCCAUAAUCUCAGUGGCCAUCAGCUGUGCCCCUGGCCAUGUCCUCUGCCCUGUGACCGUCUCCUCUGCCCGUUAACGUUCUCCCUCUGUCUCUGCUUCUCUUUCUCAGCCAGUAUGCUCCCCCCAGAUGCUUUUAUGUACACAUUUCUCUCUAGAUUGGCUGCUGAAACCCAUCUCUCAAGAAUGUAAAUGUAUUAAUAGAAAAUACAGGAGAGCUGAGUGGAUAAGCCUGCUUGAGCACAUUUGCUUUUUCUGGUUUCCUACUUGGAUCCCCCAUUGCAGUUGAGUGUACAAGGACCUUUGAGAUGGUCAGAUUUGUCUUUGGUCUGUGAUUGUCUCCUGACACCAAUUUUAGUGUUUCUUGAUUUUUAAAUCAAUAAUAUUCAGAUGGCUUGUUUUUGACUAUAAGGAAGUAACAAAAGCAUUUUGUUUUUUAUGUUUUAAGUAACAAUUGUACAAAAUCUUUCUGUUUGCUGGAUGCUCCCUUUGGAUAUUUUGUAAAUGGUGUCAGAGGAGAUGGGGCAGGGUGGUGGCUAAGUAGAGUGUGGGAAGGAAGAUCCCGGGAAGCUGAGGGGCAGGUAACAGGGAAGAUGCAAAGCACACUUCUGCCCUGACCCUCAGGAUCAAGAACUCCGUCCUGGUCUUUGAUGUUGAACUCAAAAAUUGGAUUUCACUCAGGCUUUGAAGGUGACAGCUACCUCUGAUAGCCCAAGCAUAAGUAAAGAAAGGUGGAGUGCACCACAGAAAGGAAAACUUCCAGCUUCCCCUCUCGGAUCACACCUUGAAGAUGGCCUUCUGGAGACAAUCUGACAGGUUAAAACAGGAAGUGUUGGGAUUAUUCUAGCUGCAGCUACCUUUCUUGGGUAUGUGUUGACUGGUCCUAGAUAGAAACAGUGAUUUUUCUUUUUCGAUCUUGGUUGAAUUCAAGAUGUAUUUAAUUAUAUGUCUACAAAAAGUCUGUCUUUUAACUGUUGUGUAAAAUAAACCUAAUCUAUGGUUUCAUUUUUAUCAUUAAAAAAAGUUGUGCCUUAACAAUAGGGCAUUGUAUGUUAAUAAGGGAAAACAAAACCUUUUUUUAGUAGGUGGGGAAAAUAGGAACUUUUUGCCAUUAAAAUUUAAGUUCUUUUAAUGUUUUUAAUGUUAGAGAUAGGGGAAAUUCAUUAAAAUUAAAUAAAAUUGAUAUAAAAUUAUUUUUUCAUAACAGCAUUUACAACUAAAGUAUGUUUUUAUAAGAACUGGCAUCUUUGAUGUAUAUAGGUCUGAAAUGAUAAUUCAUCUUUUGGUUUUUAAUUUUAAUAAUAUUAGACCUGGAUAGAUCACAUUUUUACAAAUCUUACUUUUAAAGAAAUCAUUUCAGUAUGCCAUUUUAUCUGUUCUCCUAGUCCCCUAGAGUCAUUUUGGUGUAAAAAAUAGGUAUUUAUUCAUGGUAGCAUAUCAAUAGUUUGUUAAUGUUAAAAAUACUGUAUAUUUUAUGACACUACAAAUCAGAACAGUUCCUAAGGGGGAGAGGAUUAUAAUUAUGAUUAGUAGUUAACUGAGAGGGCAAGAAGAAUUGAACUUUGUACUUCAAAAGGAGGUUUUGAUUUUAAGAGGUGCUGGUUAUGUAAAUUGUUUAUUUUUAUUUCAUUAAAGCCUGGCAGGUAUAUGCAUUCCAAUUUACCAUUGGCAAAGCUUUAUUUAUUUAUUUUUAAUUUUUAAGGUUGCGUGGUUAAUUAAUUUUGUGGGAAAGUGAGAUUUAUAAGUAGUUUUCCUUUGAGAUAAUAUAAGCCAAACUUUCUGAAGUUAAGGAUGGUGAAUAAUAUUAAAAUAACUUGUUAUGUAUUGUGUUUGUAAGGAUUCCCUAAAGUAUUAUAAUUAACAUAAUUUGUGUAAAUUGCAAAAGCAAAAACUGUGUUUGAUUAGUAGUAUGUUCCGUUAAAAUUUAUUUUGAGGUGUAUGUUA